Messenger RNA from Fonsecaea nubica, 3384 nucleotides. RefSeq lists its product as hypothetical. The record is from RefSeq and is a predicted model, not a curated record. The transcript is spliced from 2 exons. Bases 1 to 3384 code for a protein of 1127 amino acids. NCBI's taxonomy places the organism in Eukaryota, Fungi, Ascomycota, Eurotiomycetes, Chaetothyriales, Herpotrichiellaceae.
AUGGCUGAUUUGGCUCUCCGCACUCGGGAUCAGCCUGAUAUUCGGGCGCGGAUCAGCACCCACGAGGAGCAUACCAAUGAUAUCAAAGAACUCCUGAUCGCCGACCAGACACAGAAAGCUCUACGGUCCAAACAAUCGUGGACUCCUCCAGAUGCACUGGGAUCUUUGCAUCGGGCAGUGUUACGCAAAACGAGAACCCUUCCUUAUCCUUAUCGCCCGGGCCAUUUCCACGAUAUCCCCGCCUCAGAUCCUUUGCCCUGUCCGCUAAAUCGGUCAAACAGCCUCAACUCCCUGUCAACCAUACAACGGGAGACAGAAGCUGCUUCAUUAAGUUUAUACAGAGGGUCACCUAUCUCUGCAAUCAGCCCUCCGUGUGCCCCGCCGUCAGCGCCAUCAUGGACGCCGGACAUCGAUUCCGAGCUUCAAGAUCCGUGCCCACCUCGACCCCCGCUAAGGGUAGAAACUCUCAGUCAGCAACGCAAAUACCAGAAGCGUUUGAGGAAGCAUAUGAAAAAGGAGGAGAAAGAACUGCGCAAGGCACAAAAAGAGGAGGACCAAUUGCGCCGCGCGGCACUGGCUGCUGAAGUUGCUGCGUCCCGGAGGUGGGCGACGACCAGAGGAGACUCGAUCCCACUCCGCACGAAGAGCACGAGGAGCAUAGCCUCACAAGUAGUCAAGAGUUUCAGCCUGAAGACUCCGUUGAACAAACUCAGUCGACAUGUUCGGAGAGAUAGAGCGGAUCCGCCCUCACUGGACGACUUCGACAGCAAACAGGAGUUCCGAGACUAUCUCAAUCCUUCUCCUUCACCCCCUCCAUCCGCCGAAAUUGCUGAGCUUCCGGCCGAAUUGCCGCAAUAUACGCCGUUUCAAGACUCGACGAGGACCCAGAAGAACGAACCUGUUGUCCUGUUAGAAGACGCUCACGCAUUGAAAGAAAAGGACAAGCUAUCACCUACCGAGAACGACGACGCAAGAGCGAACGUUGCUCCUACGACUCCAAGGUCCAUGCGGUGCGACUCAUGUCAGAGCCCCAUUCGUCUGCACCAGAUCUACUACCACUGCUCGAUUUGCGACAAUGGCGACCGCAUUCUGUGUUCCUCAUGUGAUCAGGCCGGCUGGAGCUGUCGCCAUAACCUUACGGAAAGGGUGCGGAGUGUUUCUCGUCCAACGGCCCCUCACAAAGUGGACGUCGCCAACGUGAGUAGCGAACAGUCUCGCUCAGAAGUACAGCAAUACGCCACAGCCAUGUGGGGGUUGAAUCUGUCGGAUUUCCCUUCCCACCACAACCGGUGGACCGAAUCGCCCACCCAGGCAACGAUUUCGGCAGACAGUCCAUGGGCAUACAACGAUAUUCUAGAACAGAAGAUAUCACAUGAAGCUCAACAACGGAGCAUGCACCAAUCCCAGAGAUCUAUGGAUGCGCAAGAGCUUGAUUUCCGUCGACGUGAACAAGAUAUGGCAUUCCGGGAAAAGGAGCUUACCUUGCGAGAACGAGAGGCCGCUGUGCGAGAGCAGCAGGCCUUGCUCAGAGAACAGGAGGCCGCUCUUCACGUGAAACAGCAGAUGUUCACUCUCAAUAUGCAAUCAGCAAUUGCAAGACAAAUGUCGGAACUGUCCGCCGGACUCGGUGCACAGUUCCAAGAUCUGUCACAGAACAAAAAUAUAAGAACGCAUGCCACCAAACGCAAAGCGGGCACCGGAUCCGUGAUGGUUUCACCGUCCAAUUCCACUGGCUCGAAUCAUAAGUCCUCGCCAAAACGUACGCCAAGCAGCGGCGGACAGGACCCCGAUGAAGACGACGAGGAUACUGCAGGAGGAACGCCGAAGAAGAUCAAACAAGACCCCGAUUCGAUGCCAGAGAAACUAUUCGCCUGUCCUUUCUCUAGAUUUGACAAAUCGAGGUAUUCGGAACAGAAUUCGCACGAGAAGCAUUAUCGAGGCUGCUCAAGUGGAUACUGGCCUGACAUCUCGCGACUCAAGCAGCAUCUCUAUCGGGUCCAUUGGCGCCGCAUCCACUGCAUGCGGUGCUAUACGAAGUUUGACCGCAAGGACCAACUAGACCAACAUAUCCGAGGGACAGCACCCUGUGCACUUGUCGAGUGCCCGUUCCCAGAGAAGUUUGACGAGGCACAGUACAACGAGAUUCGGCGUAAACGACCGGCCAGCACUCCUGAGAAGGUUUGGUACACAAUCUACGGCAUCCUGUUUCCGGGACUACCACAGCCAACAAGCCCAUACGCCGACAACACGGGUGAAUCUUCGGCACAAAGUCCAGGGCCGGCGGAAACCCAGGACACAAUGGAUGUUCUAGGGGAAGUCUUUGAAUCUCGCCUGGAUCAGCUCACAAAUGUCCCUGGUCAGGGGUGGCUUCAGUCAGCGGAGGCGCGACAACUCAUCCGUGAGCAGCUGAGAGCCUCCAUGACCGAAGUACUCCAGAGGUUGAGGCCUGUCAACAGUCCUUCUUUAGGGAAUCCGUCUGUUGAAGUGUCGCCCUGUUCGGCCCAACCGCCGGGUUCAGCUCGACGUAGCUCAAUCUCCCUGACACCGGUGUCUUCCAUUCCUCCUUCACCCAUCCAUGGGCCUGGUUCCGCAAGCAGGACAGGGGUUGAGUCACACUUGCUUCUACCAGGUCAUCGCCAAAGCUUCAGUCGCCCUUUCCCGGCUAGGACUGCACCCAAGCUCAAUACCCCAGAACCUGCUCAGGAGGUUCUGACCGUGGCAGAGUCGCCCGCUGGAGUGACCUUCCCCAUUCCUUUGGCUGUUGAUCCAGAGAAUGACCGGUAUGACGACGAAUGCAACAGCUGGAGCCAUGGAGACGAGCUCGGUCUGGCUAUAUCGACGGACACAGUGUCACCUGACUUCGACUUUGAUUUCGCCUCAGCCUUUAAGGAGCUCAACAACAUGCAGGGAACAGCAGUAGCUCCGUCAGUCACAGAAUUCAAUCCGGUCAAGCUUUCCAGCUUGAAUGAUUCCACUGAGGGAACAUUGACAGGAGCUUCUGAGCUGAAGCCGAAGCACUCCACAACCUCCUCGGUCGAUUCGGGCUAUGGUAGUCUUGGUCACGCCUCGUCAUCGGCAUCAGCGUCCUCUUCGACGUCUACAUCUGGGACACGGCCCAAAGCUAAACCAACAUCAAAAGUGGGCAAAAAUAGGGGUAAGCGAAAAGGACCGGAACUCCCGAAAGAAGCGAGUCCAGUACCGGAAUCGGCAAUCAACUUUGAGGCUCUUAAUAUCCCAUUCCAGGACUUCUCGGGUGCCAAUCUAGACCUGGACUUGGAAGACUCUGUGGGUGGGUUAGCCUUUGGCACCAGGUUGGGCGAUGAGAACUUGGGUACACUGGAUCCGUCUGCUAGCCUGGACACGAGGUAUUACCGCGAUUUUUGA